UGUGAACUUUUGCAACCCUCCGAUUGUCAAAAGUAAAUAAAGUAUUUUCAGACAAAAAUUAAUAUUUUACAAUAUUCAACAUUUUUUUGCUAAUAUUUAUCAAUCUGCACAUAAACUCAAAUGAAUUAUUACUUUUCUACCUUGCAAUACGUCUUUGUUAUUUAGUGGUGUCGUUUUACAGUGUCGUUUAUGAAAUAAGUUUUACGUAAAUUUUAAAUAUUUAUUCCACAAUGCACAAUGUACGCUUUAUCACAGGUUUUCCUGCUUUAUUUAAUUAAUAAAAUGCAAGACUUCUUAAUAUAAUAUCAAUUGGUGUUCAUUUACUGUGUAUAAUCCUUGUGAAUUGCGAGUGUCGUCUCAGGGCGUAACCUUCGAAUUCGCGUUGAAGGCUGUGCUUAAAAUGAUAUCUUUUACCCUUUGCUGAAAAGUGAAUAUAAAUUUGUGAAAAUGGCUGAUGACGAAGUCCUUUUUGACGAUGUGUACGAACUGUGCGAGAUUAUUGGCAAGGGACCAUUCAGCUUAGUCCGACGCUGUGUACAUCGGCAGACCGGUCAGCAGUUUGCAGUGAAGAUUGUUGACGUUGCCCGUUUCACAGCUAGCCCUGGACUUAGCACUGCAGAUUUGAAGCGCGAGGCGACAAUAUGUCACAUGUUGAAACAUCCGCAUAUUGUGGAGCUGCUCGAGACCUACAGCUCCGAGGGAAUGCUGUACAUGGUCUUCGAAUAUAUGGAUGGAUCUGAUUUAUGCUUCGAAGUCGUCCGUCGGGCCAGCGCUGGUUUCGUCUACAGUGAAGCUGUGGCUUGCCACUACAUGCGCCAAAUCCUGGAAGCGCUUCGCUAUUGCCACGAGAACGAUAUAGUCCACCGGGAUGUGCGCCCGCACUGCGUCCUACUGGCCGGCAGGGAUAACUGCGCGCCCGUCAAGCUGGGCGGGUUCGGUGUGGCCGCUCAGCUGCCGACGCCUAGUUCACAUCGCGCUCCACCUGAAUUGGUGAUGGACAAUCGGCCACUAAUGGGCCCUAUGGGUCAAGCAUAUCUGAAAUCAGACGAGUACGGUCGCAUUGGAACCCCCCACUAUAUGGCCCCAGAAGUGGUUUCAAGUCAGCUGUAUGGGAAACCUGUGGAUGUUUGGGCUGCGGGCAUCCUUCUCCAUGUGUUACUGGUCGGAUAUCUGCCUUUUACGGGCACCAGGGAGAGAUUGUUUGAAGCCAUCUGCCGGGGGAGGUUGAGAUUCGAUGCUCCGAUGUGGGACGAUAUAAGCGACGCCGCAAAAGAUCUGGUCCAGCGGAUGCUAACCGUGGACCACACCCAGCGGAUCAACAUACAAGAAGUUCUCAACCACCGGUGGAUAAGGGACCGCGACAAGCAAAACCGCAUCCACCUGGCGGCCACAGUCGAAGAACUGAAGAAGUUCAACAGUCGCCGCCGCCUCCGCGCUGCCACUUUAGCCGCCGCACACAACGACGAGGAAGAAGACGAAGAGCAAGCGCCGAGGAGGCAGCUCAUGAUGGAGGAGGCUGCCGCUGCAGCCGUGAACUUAGUCGUGGAAUCGUUGGAUGACGUGGCAGUGUUGCAAGACGGCCCCAUGUUUAUGGAUCCGGAUUUGUUUCACAGCGUUUUGGAUGAUUUGCAACUGAGGGCGCUUUUGGAGGUCUACGACCGCAUAGCAUGCACCGUGGUGGUGACCAGCGGUCGCGCGCCGGCCGCGGACGCCCGCCAGCGAUGUCGGCAAGCGCUGGACGCGGCCGCCCGGCCGAGGCACACGGGCGCCUCCCCCGCCACCGCCACCGCCAUACACGAGACCAGGCGGCUGUUGGCCGAGCCUCAUAUCAAGGCCCUGCUGCAAGCUCACGACGUGGUCGCUCGAGAGGUGUACGGCGAGGAGUCGUUGCGGGCAUCCCCGCCGCCGGUCAACGGGCGCACCACGGCGCCCCCGCCGGAGGACGAGGACGACACCGAGCCGGAGUUCGAGAACGUGACCAGGGUGCGCCUGGUGCAAUUCCAGAAGAACACUGAUGAGCCGAUGGGCAUAACACUGAAACUGGCGGACGAUGGGCGAUGCAUCGUGGCCCGUAUCAUGCACGGCGGCAUGAUUCACCGACAGGCGACGCUGCAUGUUGGCGAUGAGAUCAGGGAGAUCAAUGGGACACCUGUUGCUAAUCAGUCUGUGGCGCAACUUCAGAGGAUGCUGCGCGAGGCUCGGGGGUCAGUGACGUUCAAGAUUGUGCCGUCAUAUCGUUCUGCACCACCGCCGUGCGAGCUUUUCCGGAUAAAGCCUUCGCCCGUGCUAAUAUUCGUAAGAGCACAAUUUGAUUACGAUCCGUUAGAAGAUGAACUGAUACCGUGCGCUCAAGCCGGUAUUGCUUUCAAUACUGGAGACAUUCUUCAGAUCAUAAGCAAAGAUGACUCUCAUUGGUGGCAAGCCCGCAAGGAUGCUUCGGGAGGAUCAGCCGGGCUGAUACCAAGUCCUGAACUUCAAGAAUGGAGGGCCGCGUGUGCCGCUGCGGAAAAGUCAGCCACCGAUCAAGUGAACUGUUCCAUUUUCGGGCGUAGUAAGAAGAAGCAAUCCAAAGACAAGUAUUUGGCCAAACAUAAUGCCGUAUUCGAUCAGCUGGACGUUGUCACGUAUGAAGAGGUCGUGAAACUACCAUCAUUCCAAAGGAAAACCAUAGUACUACUGGGCGCUCACGGUGUCGGCCGCCGUCAUAUCAAAAACACGCUGAUCGCUCGCCAUCCCGACUUGUACGCCUACCCCAUACCACAUACUACCCGACCACCACGAUCUGAUGAAGAAAACGGGAGGAACUAUUACUUCGUCAGUCAUGAUGAUAUGAUGGCUGAAAUUGGAAACCAUGAAUAUUUAGAGUAUGGUACCCACGAAGAGGCGAUGUACGGCACCAAACUUGAGACAAUCCGGCGCAUUUACUCUGAGCGGCGCAUCGCCAUCUUGGACGUGGAGCCGCAAGCGCUGAAGAUAUUGCGCACCGCCGAGUUUGCGCCGUACGUCGUGUUCAUAGCAGCCCCGCCGCUUAACAAUAUCGCUGAUUACGACGGCUCCCUCGAAGUACUAGUGCGCGAAUCGGAACAGCUUCGUCGAACCUACGGCCACUACUUCGACCUGACCAUAGUCAACAAUGACAUCGACGACACUCUAGCUCAAUUGGAAGCGGCAUUGGCCAGACUCCGCUCCACCCCACAGUGGGUUCCUGUGUCAUGGGUAUACUGACAGUCUGAUUACUAUCUGUAAACUGAUUUGGACUUUAUUGCUUUCGAGUAGAGUUGAUUUCUUAAAAACUGGCAAAGAGAGAAAGGGAGGAUAAACUAGAUGGCGCCAUCGACUUUUCAAAGCUACCUACUAUAUGUAAACUGAUGUAGACUUUAUUGCUAUAAGAAAGGGUUGAUUUCUGAAUAAUUGGGAUUGAGUUUCAAGUGAGAAUACACAAUAGAUGGCGCCAUUUCCUUGCGUCUGUUGCAGAGUUCAAAUUUGGAACGUCAUAGUCAUUACAGCGUCAUAAAAACGAUGUUCAAAUUUUUUGAGUGAGAAAACAUCUGAAUGUAAAAUGUAAUAAUGUCAUAAUCAGUACCUAUAUAAAUUCUUCAAUCUUCUUCGAACUAAGAAUAUUGACUUUUUGAAACACUGAUGGAAUGUGUUUUUAUUCACUUUAUCAUUUAGAGCUGUGACAACAGAUAUUGUUAUAAAUAAGCCUUGAUUUUCCUAUUAAGCUAAUUUCAGCUUUAAGAAAUCUUUCAAUCACUUAUAGACACGUAUAAAAAAAUUAACAGUAUUUCAAUGUACCUAAAUAUAUUUAGGACUAAUUUAUAGAAGUAAGAUACCAAUGGUAUAAACUUCAUAAAGAUGUAAUCUGAUCAUUGACUGUCAGAAUUGUUAGAAAUUAAGUAAUGGAGUUACAAUAUUAAUUACAAAAAUCGAAUUAUUAUCAUUAGUUUUAUCCGGUGUCAGUAUUGGAUCUACAGUGCUGCGAGAAAGAAUUGUUGUAACUACUUACUUGUAACUACAAUUCUCUCAUUUCAUAGUUUUUUUUAUAAAGCGGAAAUUGUUUUGCAAUAAGAAACUUUAUUUAUUUUAAGUGUAUUAAAGUUUUCAAAGUCUGUUACACUGUUCAUUUUAUCAACUUAAAAUGACAAGACUUGUACUUACUUAUAUUUUUGUUGAACUUGUAUCAUUUUAUUUCUUGUACAUAAAAGUUUAUUUAAUAAUAUGAAACAGAAAGCUUGCAUAUUGUUUGGUGCAUUUACGCUCAAUUACACUUUAUGUGCCAAAUGAUCGUCUACAAGAUUUUCGGCAAAAAAAUCUACCAUUUAAGGCACCUAGCACACGACACAUUCAUGGACUUUUUGGAAAUAUGUACAUAAUUAUACAAUUAUUUAAUAAUUAUAAUAAAAAAACUAAUUCUCUAGUUGUAAACCGUAGCUCAAAUAUUUCAAAAUUUGAAUUUAAGAACUAUUUAGUGUAUGUAAUUUGAAUCUUGUCGUUUUCCAACUACCUCCUUGUAAAUUUUGCGUCUUAUCUUUCUUACGUUCAUUACUAAUUAAGUUAAUAUCAUAUAUGUACAUUUGAUUACAAAUGUUUAAACUGUUAUUAAAAGUAAUAUUGUUUCCAAUUUCUUAUUUAAAUGGGUUUUAUUUCUAAAUAAUAAAUGUGGUAGUUGGAAAACAAUCUAAUAAUGUCACAGGAUUAGAAUCACAGGGUUGCAAAAAUAGAUUUAUCUCAAUGUUAUGUUUUUCUUUUUAAGAUUUUUAGUAUCUACUUCAAUAACUUUCUAAAUUGUAUAUGUGCUGAAAAAUGUAUACUAGAGUUGGAUGAAACAAAAACAAUCUUUAAGGAGUAUAGCCAUUUUGAGCUGUCUUUUUUUUUCAUAUUAAACGGUAUUGUUUUUUAUUCAAUAUUGGAUUCGGCAUUUGUCUUCCAUCUCACCUGAUGGUAAGUAACGAUGAAGACGAAUUGUGUUACUUUGUUAGGAAGCUUAAGUACAAUCAUUUAAUUCAAGUUAAAUCACAUCAAGAUUAUGAUACAAUUAGGAUGAUCUAAUCUGAAUAUUGACUUUUAAAAUAUCAAUGUAGUGUUGCCAUGAACGAAAACUCGAGUAAGUUGUAAAAUACUUAUUAAUAGAUUGACAUUUGCACGACAACAUUCCUGUAUUUAUAUCUAUAACUAUAAAAAAUAUUUAAAAAAAAACAAGUAGGGAAUUUUUACUAACUACCUACUUCUACUAUAUCUACUCACUGUUUCGCUAUUUUUAAUUUAUAUUAAAUGUUAGGAAAAUUUGACAUUAUCUUAAACAGAUUAUAUAUAAUAAAUCGUAAUAAUAUGUGUUUAAUUGACGCCGUGAACGGAAUACGAAAACCAAUGUAAUAUACAGUUGGUUUUCCAAUAGUAUAUUUAUUUUAAAUCAAUAAGAAAAAUGUAGUGUACCAUAUUAAUAUUAAGAAUCAUUAAAUUUUAGUUGCAUACGUAUUUUUUUUUAUUAUAAAUGAAAAACCAGCAUUGACAUCAAUGUUUUGUCAUGCUUAUAAUACUUGAUCACAUGAUAAACUAGUGCGUUAUUUUUUAUUUUCUAGAUAUCCCUCAGCAAGGAGCAUACAUAAUAGGUCCAAUCACAUGGGGCCAAUGUUCAGCUGUACGGCUUCGAUAAUCCUUGCACUUAAAUAUUCACAAUUAACUAAAAACACGUUAAUAAAGUUAGUUCCCUUUAAUUCACGACCGAAAUCUAUGCUCCUCUUUUAUUUUUGCUCACCUUAGAUUUAAUCUUAAACGAAUAUGUAUAGAUAAUAAUUGUAGCUAAAUGAAUAUUACUUAUACAACAUUGAAUUAAAUAUUAAUUAGGAAAUUAAUAUGUAUGAGAUGUGCAAAGGAAUGCGGGUAGCUGUUUGUUUCGUUAAUAAAAAAUCUUUUAUUAAUGUUGCCACAUUAAAAUAUUUACUUAAAUAAUUUCGAUGCAAUAUGAUUGUAGAUUAUUCUGUUGCUACUUUCAUAGACUUUAUUGUGCUGAAGAUGUUCAUUCCAACAUAAUUUUAAGAAAGUUUGUUAAUAAUUUUAAUAAGCAAUGAUUUGUUUUGUUUAUGUAUAUAUAUCUAUAUUCUUAGGGAAAUAAACACAUAAAAUCAAUAGGUACUUUAGUUACUUUACAUAUUUGUACGUAUCAUACUGAAUUUCUUGUUUUUAAUCACUUUUUGUGGAUGCGUUUUGAGUACAUAAGUAUAAUCAUUUAAAUAGUUACAAUUUUUUAACUGUUGUGUUUUUUUUUUUUGGUAACAUAUAAUGUCUAAGUAGAAAAUGCUUUGAAAUGUGUGUUCAGAAAGUAUUUGCAAUUAUUUUCCCUGCAUAAGUGCCGCCCUAAUCGGAUGAGUGUUACAGAGUCUAACAUAAGUUGUAAUAAUAAAGUUACUGAGAGUAUUUUUAAUGUUAAUGCAUCACGUACAUGAUACAUUCCUUUUUUAAUUUAAUUUAUGAAUAAGAUGUUGUGGCAUUAUUACUUUUGAUUAUUAAAAAGUCAUUAGAUCAAUAAAUUUGUGAUGUUUAGUUGUUUAUGAAUUCAUUAAUUUGAUAAGUAGGUCAUCUUACAAUUUAUUUCUGUCAUUUAGAUUUUUUUCUUGUGGUUUUAUGUACAAACAGACAUCACCUCUAUAUCUAUACAUUAAUUUAACUAUAGUAUAAUAAUCAAAACCGUAGAGAAAAAUGUGUAAACGUUUAAAUAUAAAAUCACAUGAAAAUAAAUAAACCUUAAGGGGUUACCAUAAAAUACCUACUAAUUUUACUCUAAUAGUAAUGACGACUCAAGCUGAUGUCAACCUAAAUGUUAAGUAAUAAAGGACAUGUCAGCUUGUUUCAAAUGUUUAACUAAAUGUCUGUUUGAUUGUAUCAGUGUAAGAGAUCGCAGAAAUGAUAUGGUUUUAUCAAGAACAAGUUAAGAUGACUGAAGUAAAAUCUUAUUAUAAUAACUGUUAAAUUGAAUAAAUCGCACAAAAAUA
Amyelois transitella is the source of this 6989-nucleotide messenger RNA. RefSeq names its product peripheral plasma membrane protein CASK (gene CASK). The transcript has 22 exons. Gene Ontology annotation, biological process: regulation of neurotransmitter secretion; protein phosphorylation. Lineage: Eukaryota; Metazoa; Arthropoda; Insecta; Lepidoptera; Pyralidae. Gene Ontology annotation, molecular function: signaling receptor binding; ATP binding; protein kinase activity. The record is from RefSeq and is a predicted model, not a curated record. The coding region runs from base 448 to 3225 and encodes 925 amino acids. Gene Ontology annotation, cellular component: cell-cell junction; plasma membrane.